Messenger RNA from Centropristis striata (black sea bass), 3970 nucleotides. RefSeq lists its product as uncharacterized. Lineage: Eukaryota; Metazoa; Chordata; Actinopteri; Perciformes; Serranidae. Gene Ontology annotation, biological process: intrinsic apoptotic signaling pathway in response to DNA damage by p53 class mediator; peptidyl-serine phosphorylation; smoothened signaling pathway. Gene Ontology annotation, molecular function: SMAD binding; transcription coactivator activity; ATP binding. The record is from RefSeq and is a predicted model, not a curated record. The coding region runs from base 178 to 3612 and encodes 1144 amino acids. The transcript has a single exon. Gene Ontology annotation, cellular component: nucleus; cytoplasm; PML body.
CAUGCAUGAGGUCACUUCAUCUCCUAAAUAUUCUAUAUAUAUGAGAACUGUCAGAUAGGUUCAGACCGAAUUUUGCCUAUUGGAAGAAAGAUUGUAUUCCUAAAUUCGGAUAGUGUGUUUGAUAGAUAGACAAUUGUGUUAUUGUUUAUAAUUUGUGUAAGUGAUUUGAAAGAAGACAUGUCUCCCACAAUGCCUACCACACAGGUUCAAAAGUACAACAUACUUUCCAGCGAGUCCGCACACUACCUUGUGCUGGACUUCAAUGGAGAAGGAGUUUUUGGCAAAGUUGCAAAGUGUGUCAACUUAAAAACAUUGGAGACUACGGCCAUCAAGAUACACAAAGAGAGUGAAGAUGACGUAAUUCAAGCGGAAGUAGAAAUGCUGAGACAAGUUAGGGCACUUGACCCAGAGAAGAAAAAUGUGGUGAAAUUUAUCGACAAUUUCAUGUUCCAAGGCCUUUCUUGCAUUGCCUUUGAGAUGCUGGACAGGAGCCUUUGGGACUUGUUGAGGCAGAGACGGAUAACACUGUCUCUUAAUGAACUUCGUCCCAUCACCCAUCAGCUACUUGUAGCGUUUGAAGCCUUGAAGGAUAUUGGCAUUAUUCACACAGACUUGAAACCUGACAAUGUCAUGCUUGUCAACCACCAGGACAAGCCCUACAGAGUUAAAUUGAUUGACUUUGGUUUGGCAAUUCCAGCCUCCGCAGCAAGAGCAGGAAUGACCAUGCAGCCUGUUGCAUACAGGGCUCCAGAGGUCACCUUGGGCCUCCCCAUAACUGAAGCCAUUGAUAUGUGGGGACUGGGAUGUGUCUUAGUCCUUCUGUAUCUUGGCAUUGACCUCUUCCCUGGUCAAUCGACAUACCAAAUGAUGAAAGUUAUUUGUGAUGUCCUCGGUCAGCCAGAAGACCACCUGCUGACUGCUGGAGAGAACUCCUGGCAGUAUUUCAGCCGGGAUGAGGAAGGAUGGAGACUUAAGACGGUUGAGGAAUACAAGCAGGCAACAGGUGUUCAACCCAAGUUUUCAGAUUGCUUUCUUCAGGGAAGUUUCGUUGAAGAAAUAAAGGCCCGUGAAGAUGAAGGCAAUGUUGAGUACAGUGACAGGAUGGCGUUUUUAGACCUCCUGAAACGGCUGCUCAGUCUGGAUGCGAAGACCAGAAUAACACCUGGGGAAGCCCUGAAACAUUGUUUUCUUACAAUGACUCAUCUGGAACAGGACAGGGACAGCAGCUCUCAUGCAGAAGUUGCCUUUCACCUAAUGAACAUCUGCUCCGGUGGGGAGUCAGAUGAAAUGGAGUCAACCAAGCCCACCAUCAGGGAGGGUCAGAGGCAUCAGAUGUCCCUCCCUAUUCCUAAUGCCUGUGCUGAGUCAGCUUACUCCAGUUACAGAGUUUUAAGCAGUGCUAGCUCAAGCUUUGAAGACAUUCGUGUAUGCCACUCAAAUCCUCCACUCCUUAAUGAAGACCAGGCCUUCCAGGUAUACAGCAAUGACCUUCAGUUGUCAAUUCACAGGAGUCCGUUCAUCAAAGAGCCAUACUGGAACUCCAGUGCUAAAAUUUCUGACACUGGGUGUUCCAUUUAUGAAGACGAGGCCUCACAGGUACACUGCAAUGACUUUCAGUUGCCAAUUCACAGGAGUCCGUUCAUCAAAGAGCCAUAUUGGAAUUCCAGUGCUAAAGACGAGGCCUCACAGGCACACUGCAAUGACUUUCAGUUGCCAAUUCACAGGAGUCCGUUCGUCAAAGAGCCAUAUUGGAAUUCCAGUGCUAAAGACGAGGCCUCACAGGCACACUGCAAUGACUUUCAGUUGCCAAUUCACAGGAGUCCGUUCGUCAAAGAGCCAUACUGGGAUACUAGUGUUCAAGAAGGUGACACAUCUUCACCAUAUCAGGUUCAAAGGAAUGACAUAAUCUCCAGCAGGUCUGCACACUACCUUGUGCUGGACUUUAUUGGAGAAGGAUGUUUUGGUAAAGUUGCAAAGUGUGUCAACCUAAAAACCUUUGAGACUACAGCAAUCAAGAUUCUAAAAGAGAGUGAAGAUGAGGCCCUUCAAGAUGAGGUGAGAAUGCUGAAAGAACUUAGGGCCCUUGACCCAGAUAAGAAAAAUGUGGUCAAAUUCAUAGACGAUUUCACGUUCAAAGGCCUUUCUUGCCUUGCCUUUGAGAUGCUGGACAAGAGCCUUUGGGAUUUGGUGGAGGAGACAAAUAGACCAUUGUCUGUUAAUGAAAUUCGCCCCAUCGCACAUCAGCUUCUUGUAGCAUUUAAAGCCUUGAAGUGUGCUGGCAUCCUUCAUACAGAUCUGAAAUCUGACAAUGUCAUGCUUGUCAACCACCAGGACGAGCCCUUCAGGGUGAAGUUAAUCGACUUUGGUUUGGCCCUUCCAGCCUCCGAGGUAGAGGUUGGAUGGACCAUGCAGGCUAUUGCAUACAGAGCUCCAGAGGUCACCCUGGGCCUCCCUAUAACUGAGGCCAUUGAUAUGUGGGGAUUGGGAUGUGUCUUAGCAUUCCUUUACUUUGGCAACGAUCUAUUCCCUGGAACUUCCACAUAUGACAUGAUGAACGCAGUUUGCAAACUGGUUGGUCAGCCAGCAGAUAACCUGCUGAAUGCUGGGCAGAACACCUACCAGUAUUUCAAGAGGAUACGGGGCUCAACUAAUCCAGGAUGGAGAUUCAAGGCACCAGAGGAGUAUAAAAAGCAAUCCGAUGUCCACCCGCAAAACGGAUUUUUUGCCACUGUCAGAAAUCUGGAUGAAGCAGUAGAGUCGUUCUGGGAGACACACGAUGAUGUUGAGAAGUCUGACAGGUUGGCAUUCUUAGACCUCCUAAAAUACUUGCUUGAUCCAAAUGCCGAGACAAGGAUCACGCCUGAGCAAGCUCUAGAUCACCCAUUCAUUACGAUGAUUGGCCUUGAACCCGAAAUUAACACCAGCCUUCAUGCAAAAGCUGCCUUCGAAUUGAUGACCGUCUGCCCCUUGGAUAAUGAAGAUGAAUUGUAUGAUUUUAUUAGAGAGAAUGGAUCUCCUGCCUCCUCAGACUCCUACAGACCACCAACCAACUCCACAUCUGAACAGGAGUUCAGGUGCCGCCAGCUGCUGGAGGACUACAGCAGACCGCUGAUCAAGUACGCAGAGGCAGAGAACACCAUUGAUCGCCUGCGUCUGGAAGCCAAGGUGAACCUGUUCUCAGACCCUCCUCAGCCGGGACUUCUGGUCCAGUCAGGACCGAACCGGGACGCCUCCAAGAUCCUGAUGCUGAACUUUCCUCAGGCUCAGAGAGCAGAAAUCACCUCAGCUUCUCCUCAGAGAAGUCCUUCUUCUCCAAGAAGCCCAGACCGUCAGAUGGAUCAGCAGCUGGAACAGAUCCUCUACAGUCAAACUGACAAGUUCCUCCAGCAGCUGCAGACCUUUCAGGACCUCCUAAAGAGCAAAAGACUAAAACCCUUUGAACAGAUGAAGGGUCUCUCCCAACUGGAUGAGGGUCUGGACUCUUUAGCGCGAGGCUACCUGUUAGCUAAGGAUCAGCACAAACACUUUGACCCUGAACGGGAUCUGGAGGGUCUGAUCUUCCAGUGUGGGCUCCGUAUGGAGGAGCUGAAGGAGCAGGUGGAGGACCUGUAGCAGGAGCAGCCCUCCUGUGAGGCUGAGAGGAGGAAACUCUGAACUCUCUCUACCUCAAAGCUGUGAGGUGAAUAGGCAGUGGAUAGUUAGGUAGGGUUUUCCCCGGGUGCUCCGGUUUCUUCCCACACUCCAAGUAAUAGUAAUCCAAGUCACUUGGUUGAAAAAAAAAAUUAAUGACUUAAGUAAGGGAAACAAAGGUGCAGUGGUUAGCACUGUCACCUUACAGCUAAAACAUUGUGGUCCUCUUUCAAAAUAGACUUUACUUAUUGUCCCUGUGGUUUUGUGGGUUUCCCCCAGGUGCUCUGGUUUCCUCCCACAUUCCAAGUAAUACGUUACUUUGCGCAAAAAAAAAAUUAAA